AUGAAGCAUUUGUUUCUGACGUUUCUGUUCAUUUUCUCUAUCGAUAAAGGAAUAUACAUUUUACGACAACUAGAAAUUGAGGAGGAGCCGGAGCUGCCGGUGUCGGUGCGGGUGGGCGAGUCGCCGGUGUCGCGCAGCAACGGCGUGGUGCGGCCGCCUUCGCCCCCGCCGCCCGCCAUCCUCGACUUCGCACAAGAACAUUCCAGGCCGCGCACUAACGGCAGUCACGGGCCAACCCAAAUCCCGUCCCCUCCGUCGGUGGGCAGCAACGGCAGUAGUAAUGGAAGCUCCAGCAGCAGCAGCAAUGGUAGCAGCAGCAGCGGCAACGGAAUCCCUCGCGCCGGCACCCGCGAGGUCCACAAUAAGCUGGAGAAGAACCGAAGAGCACACCUUAAAGAGUGCUUCGAAAUGCUGAAGCGGCAGCUGCCGGCUACCCCUGAUGACAAAAAGACCUCUAACCUCUCCAUACUGGGUUCUGCUAUACGGUAUAUACAGGUGCUUCGACGCAAGGAACGCGAAUGCGAGCACGAGAUGGAAAGGCUAGCCAGGGAAAAGAUCGCCGCGCAACAGCGGCUCGCCGCACUAAAGCGAGAGGUGACGAUCCGAGCCGCCGCCGUCCGGCCUCGCGUCUUUGAUGGUGAUGAGGACAAAGAGAGAGAGGAAAAUAUCGUUAACGGUCAAGUUUUAGGAAUUCCUAUAAGUAUUAACUGCUCCCCUCCGCGAGAGGCAAUCCGCGCGGACACCCCCCCGCCCCGCACCCUCAACCUCAGCACAAAGCUGCGCACACUGCCCAUACAGAUAUCGCCGACUACCUCGCAGGUAGUGCGGGCGUCGUACGGUGCGAGGCACGGCGCUCUCACGCUCACGACCAUCGCGCCUGCGCAUUCCACCUGUACAGUUCAGAAGAGCGAGGACGGCACGGCCGCGGAGUUCGGUACAUUGGUGCAGCCCGCGCAGAUACAUUUGCCCAUCUCACAGGUGGUAGGCAGCGGCGGCCUCAUGGUGAGUCCGGCCGCCAUCCAGUUGCUCUCCACCGGCGGAGGACUGCGGGUGCUGCAAACGAACGGCGUUACGACUGAGACCAGUCGGCUGUCAAAAGAGAACGGCGUCAGCGCGUCGGCCGCCGGCCCCACCGAAGGCAAUAGCGUGGUAGUGAGCGGCCUGACUCCGCUGGUGGUGUCCCAAUCGACCGCGCACUUGCUGCACACACACACGCACACAAUCACCCAAAAGAUGGUCGAGAGCGGUAUGGUGAAGAACGGCGUGCCUCCGCUGGCCGUGAGCGCGCAGUACCUGACGGCGACCACGAUCGUGAAGCCCGUGGUCGUGGUCACCUCCGCCCACUCCCCGACCACGUGA
This is a messenger RNA of Pieris macdunnoughi, 1359 nucleotides long. The record is from the annotation of a GenBank genome assembly. Lineage: Eukaryota; Metazoa; Arthropoda; Insecta; Lepidoptera; Pieridae.